Messenger RNA from Carassius carassius (crucian carp), 1021 nucleotides. RefSeq names its product ras-related protein Ral-A-like. NCBI's taxonomy places the organism in Eukaryota, Metazoa, Chordata, Actinopteri, Cypriniformes, Cyprinidae. Gene Ontology annotation, cellular component: plasma membrane. Gene Ontology annotation, molecular function: GTPase activity; GDP binding; GTP binding. Gene Ontology annotation, biological process: regulation of exocytosis; Ras protein signal transduction. The coding region runs from base 303 to 923 and encodes 206 amino acids. The record is from RefSeq and is a predicted model, not a curated record. The transcript has 5 exons.
UCAUCCUCCGACACACACCCAGUUCUUACUGCUGCCCGCCACACCGGAGACCGGAGACACCCGCUUCAGCCGAACACAGAGCACUCGGACCGGAUCUGAUGACCUCGCUCGGGAUGUGGAGGCUGCAGUGACGUCAGAGAUCAGGGAAGAGAAAGCUCUCCCUUCCCAGAAGUCCCUGUGUCUCUGGAUCACCUUCAGCUGAAGCAGACACACAGGUGCACAGCAGCAGUACAUGAUCUUCUGGAACAGACUGACCCCUGAGCCCUUGCUUCAGUGACCUCUGACCCCUGGCAGCCGUGACCAUGGCAGCAGCCAAGCCCAAGGGGCAGACCUCGCUGGCUCUGCACAAGGUGAUCAUGGUCGGCAGCGGCGGAGUCGGGAAGUCUGCUCUCACUCUGCAGUUCAUGUACGAUGAGUUUGUGGAAGACUACGAGCCCACGAAGGCUGACAGCUACAGGAAGAAGGUGGUUCUGGACGGCGAGGAGGUGCAGAUUGAUAUUCUGGACACAGCCGGUCAGGAGGACUACGCAGCGAUCAGAGAUAACUACUUCCGCAGCGGCGAGGGCUUCCUCUGCGUCUUCUCCAUCACCGAACUAGAGUCUUUUACAGCCACGGCUGACCUCAGAGAGCAGAUUCUGCGGGUGAAGGAGGACGAGAACGUCCCCUUCCUGUUGGUGGGUAAUAAGUGGGAUCUGGAGGACAGGAGACAGGUGAACGCCGACGAGGCCAAAGCCAGAGCGGAUCAGUGGAGCGUGAGCUACGUGGAGACCUCUGCUAAAACCAGAGCCAACGUGGACAAGGUUUUCUUCGACCUCAUGAGGGAAAUCCGCGCUAGGAAGAUGGAGGACAGCAAGGAAAAGAACGGAAAGAAGAAGAGGAAAAGUCUGGCCAAACGAAUCCGUGAAGGAUGUUGUAUUUUAUAGUGUCUGCGUUCCUUUAGUGUCCUCCUCUGCGUAUGUGCCUGUGUGUUCUCGUCCUCGGCUGCGAUGUGUCCGAUCAGAUGAAGCACAGCUCAGUGAGA